Manis pentadactyla (Chinese pangolin) is the source of this 2658-nucleotide messenger RNA. It is a transcript of the gene MREG, whose product is annotated as melanoregulin. Gene Ontology annotation, cellular component: melanosome. Bases 341 to 985 code for a protein of 214 amino acids. Lineage: Eukaryota; Metazoa; Chordata; Mammalia; Pholidota; Manidae. The transcript is spliced from 5 exons. Gene Ontology annotation, biological process: melanosome transport; melanocyte differentiation. The record is from RefSeq and is a predicted model, not a curated record.
UUCUUAGAGGGCAGCAGCGGAGCGUCUCGGGGACGCAUGCGCCCCAAUUUGCGCCCGGGGAAUUAAGAGAGAGAGAGAAAAAAGCCCCACGAAAACACGCGCCCCAAGCCAAACCCAAGCGGAGGCGAGCGUGUGACUGUGCAGCCCCGGGGUCGUGGAGGCGCCUCCGGCCUCGCCCGCGUCCCUAGCCGCGGCGUGAUGCGCACGGACUGGCCCGCGACGCCGGGGCCGCGAUUGUCCCCGCGCCUGGACGCCGGCCCGCCGGCCGCGCCCCGCCGCGCUCGCUCGCCGCUGCGGCUACCUCGGAGCCUCCAGGCGCCGGCGGGGCCCCUUACUCUCCAUGGGGCUGAGGCGCUGGCUGAGGACCGCGUGCGGCUGCUGCCCGUGCCAGUGCCUGGAGGAGCCCGCCGCGCCCGAGAAGGAGCCGCUGGUCAGUGCUAGCAAUCCAUAUCCUUCAUUUGGAGCAACUCUGGCGAGGGAUGAUGAAAAGAACUUGUGGAGUACUCCUCAUGAUGUGUCCCAUACAGAGGCAGACGACGACAGAACCCUGUACAAUUUAAUAGUCGUUCGUAAUCAGCAGGCCAAAGAUUCAGAGGAGUGGCAAAAGCUCACCUGUGACAUCCACGUGCUGCGGCAGAUCCGAAGGGAAGUGAGGAAUAGAUGGAAACGCAUUUUAGAAGAGUUAGGUUUUCAAAAGGAAGCAGACUCUUUGUUGUCAGUGACUAAACUGAGCACCAUCAGUGAUUCUAAAAACACAAGGAAAGCUCGGGAGAUACUGUUAAAACUGGCUGAAGAAACCAAUAUUUUUCCAACUAGCUGGGAGCUCUCGGAGAGAUACCUCUUUGUUGUGGACCGUCUCAUUGCUCUUGAUGCUGCAGAAGAGUUCUUUAAAAUUGCCAGUCGAACUUACCCCAAGAAGCCUGGGGUCCCGUGCCCAGCAGAUGGCCAGAAAGAACUGCACUGCCUUCCAUUGCCAGGUCCCUAAAGGAGAGGCCGGGAGGCAGAAUCGGAAUUCUUCCGCUGGAACUCAGCAGCCAACCAAAGUUGGACAAAUGCUUGGAGAAGAGAGGCAGCAAGUAGAGGGCUAGCUAGAAGAAAAGUGAUCCUGAUCUGCAAAUAUCUAAGGGUUUGGUUAUGUGGUCUUCGUGCGAGUGUAACUCGGUGAGGUGAAGGUUGCAUUGAAACCCUCUGCUGAUCUUGCAUCAGAGCCAGUGGGAUAUUUCAUCGUGAGUGAUUAGAUUCCAAGAACCGAUUGCCCCCAUUUUGGUUUUGGUUGUACAAUAAGCUCUCACCACUAAUCUUAUUGGAAGAAUGGGAUGAUCUAGUUAAUAAAACAAUACAAUUAAUAGAGACAGCCAUCAUCGAGCCCAAAUAUGGAUUACCAAUUUUUAAAUAAUUAUUAGAGGCUAACGCCAAAAUAAUACCAGGCAUUACAUAACCUUUCUUGGAUUUGGAAGAACCUACAGAAUCUUGGAGGUGUCAGAGGCAUCAUUGUAACAGUUAUGAUUAUUCAGGAGUUUAGAUGUGCCAGGAAUAGGAAUGUCUAGAGGUACUGCUCAGAAGUGAGUUCCAAAUGAAGUGAUCCCGAGCAGAAUCUCCUGCAGCCACAUGUAGAAAGCUCUGUUCAGUUGUGGUACAUGCAUCUUAAAUUCCCAACAUUCCUGAUGUCUGAUUACCUCAUUUUUGCAUAUUGUCCAUUUCUACCCCACAAACCCUUGAUAUUUUAUCCAGGAUAGCAUCUGUAAACUGAAACGUUCGCCUUCACUUCCUUCUCUUCCCCUUAAUCUGUUUCUGGUUUAGCAGCCGAGAGUUGUACCUGCUCAGAUUUGCAGACUCGUAGCUCCACAAGCAAUGUUGCAUGAAAGAAGGUAACUGCUGGACUGUCUUCCAUUCCAAACAUGAUUUUCAAAACGGAGCAGUGCUGCCAAUACAACUUGCUUCUGUCCACAGACUGAGAAGUCCAGCUUCAAAAGUUACUUGCUACUUAAGCAAGGAGCUUGCCCAGGAAUCAUGGUUCAUUUUAUUGAAAAGGCUUUCAGAACUUGUAGGGCUUAUCAGUAGGUUCCUGAGAACAACGGCAAUAUUUUUUACUUUUACAGUGCUCUUCUGACUUAAGUUUAAGAAGUAACUUGUUUCUUGUCUGUCCAGUGGAUUAUGACUUGAAAAUGUCCAUAUCCUGACUAGCUCUUUUGGUAGUGUACACAAUAUUCAAAAUAUUUGUUAUUUUGCAGAUCAAUUUAACUGACAUGUUUCAGCAAAAUUCUUCCUAGUUUCAUAAGUAAGUUUUAUUUUUGUAUAUUUAGUGUUUAAUCCCUCUCCUGUUUAAAAUUAGGCUGCAGAUAGUGUCCCUCACCUCUGUGGGCUCUUGCAAGGUAGACACACAAACAGUGAAACAAACAAAAACAAAACAAACUAUAAAAUUAAAAAAUUGAAAAUCAUAGUGUUUCCAUCUCUGUCCUCAGAAUUUGUGUUGUGUCUUUUUGCCUUUUUUGAUGUCAAAAUAGAUGAGGUUGUUUGCAUCUAUGGAGAAAAAAAAUGUAACCAUAGUCUAUUUUUGAUAAGGAAUGAGUCAGGAUAAGAUUGUGUCUAUUACUAUAAAAAACAUGGACUUAUCCAGGAUAUUUUCCUUGCACAGAAUUAAAAGGUUUCUGCAUUUGA